CCGUUCGCUUUCGUAUUUUCGCGUUAUGCUAACGUCGCACGUUUUUAAACUGCGUACCGGUUUUUCGAAAAAAAGUUUAUGUGUAUAAUGAUAAUUCAUUUAAAACAAAUUGCCGAUUUCCUGCUUCGUUGGUGGACUGUGAAUAUAUUUAUUUUUUAAUAAUCGAUGGUGAUUGUUUUGCGUUGUUAUGAUAUUCAGUUUUCCGAUGAUGCCUACUAAAGCAAUCAAUUUUGGAAUGUGUGCCACGAUGUGUUGUUAUUGUGAACAUUAAGGACACACGUGAAAUAUAAUCACAAAAAACUGGAUAAAGAAAACGUGAUAUGAAUUUGAAAAGAACCGUCGCCGCGAUUGCUUCAGAGAAGCGAUGAAAUUUGAACAGUUUACUGAGCUUGAAUACAGUACGACGGGGACUUCGCCAAUUGUUUGUUUACUUUCCAUUUCUACAUCUACGACAUGAGAGCAUCCGAACGCUGUAAAUAAUGGAGAUGAUUUGCUAACAGACAAAUGCAGUAUUGCCGGUGACUAAUAGCACGUAAUAAAUCUAUAAUACGCGGCAGUAAUAAGGCGUAACCACACAUGUCCCCGAAAAAUGAUUCCGAUAAUAGUGCGCGUGUGGUGCGAAAGCGGGGCUGGUUGGUCGGCGACUGCGGUCCCGGUGACGCCGCAGACGAGCGCGCGCGACGUUCGCGACUGCUGCCGCGAUCCAGGCGACGAUCCCUGUCUGCUACUCAGCGUGCAUCCAUUACAUGGAGUGCACGUGCUGCGGGACUCGGAGCUACCACUAGAAGUUGCGGAGGCGCUGGGACCUGAAGUGCAGUUUGUACUCAAGUACGUCGAUGUCGAGACGGGGAGCACGGAUAAGAGCAAUGGUAUGAAGGAACCGGGAUCACCUGAGGAAUUGCUGGGGGAAGGGGUGGAGCUGACGCUGGGCGAACUGCGCGCGAUGGCGCUUCGACAGCAGCAGCAAAUCGACACGCAGCAUCAGCUGCUCUGCGCCAAGGAGCAGCGCUUGAGGUACCUCAAGCAGCAAGAGGCGCGCCAGCACCAGGUUGCGGUAGAGGGCGAGCGUCUACGCCGGCUGCGGGAGCGCGUGGAAGCGCAAGAGCAGAAACUACGGCGACUACGCGCGCUCCGGGGCCAGCUCGACCGCAACAAGCAGGCUAACAUCGCUCUUAACAGCGACCUCGAGUCGAUCCGCGCGCUGUUCAAUGAAAAGGAGAAGGAGUUGUCGGUGGCGGUGGCCAAGGUGGAAGAGCUGACGCGGCAGCUGGAGGAACUACGGCGCGGCCGCGCACAGCCACCGCCGCCAGCCGCGCACGAGCUUGACAAGCUGCGACGAGAGCUAAUGUACCGUAACAAGCUGAAUGAACAGCAGAACGGUCGGCUGUCGGCUCAGCGUGCGGCGCUGGGCGCUCGGCAGGAGGAGAUGCGCAGCAUUGACCGACGUGUGGCUGAGCUGCAGGCGCGACUACUGCGCAAACGCGCACUCAACCGGCAGCUAGCCGCCGCGCACCGACAGCCUCGUCCGCCGCAGCCGCAGCAGCCGCCACACCAGAGAACGAAUAACCCAACACCAAUGCAGCAACUACCGAGCUAUCCGGCCGGGGCGGGCGGCGCGGGUGGAGCGGGCGGCCAACCAAAGAACCAACCGGCGCGCGGCAACGUGGCCGCCGUCGAGCCCUACAACCAUGUGCCCCACGCGCAGAGCCUUAGUCAUAACAAUAACUUCCAGGCUUUGAAGCAAAACGUGAUACAAAAUAACGUGCCAUUAAAACAGCUCACCCAGAGCGAUAAUAUACAAAGCCACCUCACGCAGCAAGAAGCUCACUACUUACACCAAAAACAAAUGAUGAAUCCUCUGUUCAAUGGCGGCUAUCCGCAUCCCGCGACCGGACAGGAUAGUCAGUACCCCCCGCAAGCACAGUUCCAGGAUAAACAUGAUGCUAACUUCGUCCAACAAGGCAUCGCCAACUACGAUCAGAAACCGAUGUAUGACCUCCUUUUAAAAUAUCCCGAAUACUCAAAACAACCACAAUACAGUCCGAACAGCACCAGCAGUUCAAACAGCAACCAAACGGGAAAAGAAAUAAAAAUCAACGAACAAGAAUUUCCCCCCGAAUUCGCUGCGAGCAAAUCGGACCCUAAAUACCAAACGUUACCUUACAACACUAAAUUUCCACAAGGUAACGGCAAAAUAAAACCUGAAAUGAACGGCAAAGUGGUCGAUGUGCAAGAUGCUAAAAAUCAAAACGCAAAUAUUAAUCACAUGACGGUGCAUUCGACGCCCUUAUCGGUCGUCAACAAAAGCUUGGCUACACCUCUAAGUCAAACGGAAACGACAUAUCAACAAGAACAUACAUAUCAAUUGCAAAAAUCUGACUCUUCUAGCAGGUGUAACCAGGAAGGGAAGGAAAAUCAUGCAUAUCCACAAAACUCUAGGUUAAGUCAGAAUAAUCAAAGCAAUGAAGGUUCUAAAACGAAUUCGGGAAAGAAUCAACAGGGCGUAAAGGGAAGUUCACCGAUUUCGAAUGCCGCCGGCAGUUCCCUAGGAUUCGGGAAACCCGUAUCGAGCGUAGCACCCACAUCGGUUCAGGUCUCGAGCGGGAAGCCAUCACCCAUUUACCAGACAUCCUCGACAAAGAUCCAACCCGUUCAACCGCAAAUCGUUCAAACCCAAAGCAUUACUGUACCGAAUCACGUAGCUAGUAACAUGGUGACUUCCCAACCCCAGAUCGUUAGGAACACGGCGUCAGGGCUCUCGGGUAGCUCUGCUGCGAACCUGAGCGGUCAGAACGCGAGCGCGUCCUCGCAAAGCCUCUUGUUGUCGCCGCCGCAAAGCGCGAGCACGCCGCUCGCUACGCCCGACGUCAGUGGGGCCGACAAGUCCCCCAAGCCCGCACUACCUCCCAAACCCACCAUCAAGACUCCGCCGAGACAAUCUGCAAACAAUGACCAAACUUCUGAGAAUAAUAUUCAAUCGUAUGGUCAGGAAUCAUCAAAUGAUAGCGAACCUGCGCUAAACCAAAAGGAUUCUAGUAACGGCAGUAGCGGAAAUGAAAUGAUCAUCAAAGCACGUCCCCUGACCAUCAGGAAACCUCCAUUAAGCGAACAACCCAAGCUUAGAAACCUCACCAACGCAAAGAAUGGCAUCAGCGUCAGUAUAAACCGACGUAUUGAAAUGCCACCAGCAUUUCUGUUCCCCGAAAUGGAUCAUUUAACACUAGAUGCCAAUGAAAUGCAGAACGGCUUGAAAGAAAAAACGAAAAAAGAUGAAGUCGAUAGAUCAAUUAAUAACAACAUAUCAUUAAGUUCCAACGAAAGACAAGAGGAUAGCAAAGACAACGGUGUGUCGGAUAUCGCGGAACAAAUAAGUUCUGUGGAUUUGAACGGUCAGGAUUCUCAGAGAGCUGAGAAUGUGCUGAGGCGAUCAAAGAAAGGCAACCUGAAGCAAGGCGGCAAGGCGCCGCUCACUAGGCGGGUCAGCUUCGACCCACUCGCUCUCCUCUUGGACGCUAGUUUGGAAGGUGAAUUGGAAUUGGUCAAGAAAACUGCGACACAGGUGCAAAAUGCAAGCGCUGCCAACGACGAAGGUAUCACUGCUCUACACAACGCGAUAUGUGCGGGACAUUUCGAAAUUGUCAAGUUCCUGGUGGAGCUGGGAUGCGACGUGAACGCGCAGGAUUCAGACGGCUGGACGCCGCUGCACUGCGCCGCCUCCUGCAACAACUUGCCCAUGGUGCGCUUCCUCGUCGAUAAUGGCGCUUGCAUAUUUGCAACAACUCUGUCAGAUCAUGAAACAGCGGCCGAGAAAUGUGAAGAGGAUGAAGAGGGCUUCGAUGGGUGUUCGGAAUAUCUUUACAGCGUCCAAGAGAAGUUGGGCAUAAUGAACAAUGGGUUGGUGUACGCGGUGUUCUCGUACAGCGCGGCGCGCGGUGACGAGCUGUCAUUCGAGUCAGGCGCGCGAUUGCACGUUGUACGCAAAGGCGACGACAGCGAGCGUGAAUGGUGGUGGUGCCGCGACGAUAGCGGCCGCGAGGGUUACGUGCCGCGGAACCUGCUCGGGUUAUAUCCAAGAGUAACCGGCCAGCAGGAAUAAUGGAAAUACAAGGCCUAAUUAAUUUUUAAGUAAUCAAGUUGUAAAUACAUUAGCGAUUAUUAUUUUUUAUGUAUUUAUAUCACUCUAAUCUAAUUAAAAAUAUUGUAUACACUUUUAUGAAAUCUAAUAUUUUGUAUAUAUUUAAAUAAAUCCAAACGAAUGAGAUUAUAUUGUACAUUUUAUAAAUACGCGAGUCAUUGUAGUAAUUGGUAAAACAGUUUGUAUAUUAUGCUUAGGACGUUUGCAAAUAUUGUGAAAUACUACACGUAAAUUGACAAUACAAAA
Messenger RNA from Papilio xuthus (Asian swallowtail), 4381 nucleotides. RefSeq names its product Ankyrin-repeat, SH3-domain, and Proline-rich-region containing Protein (gene ASPP). Gene Ontology annotation, cellular component: nucleus. The coding region runs from base 590 to 4096 and encodes 1168 amino acids. The transcript has 20 exons. Gene Ontology annotation, biological process: regulation of apoptotic process. Gene Ontology annotation, molecular function: p53 binding. The record is from RefSeq and is a predicted model, not a curated record. Lineage: Eukaryota; Metazoa; Arthropoda; Insecta; Lepidoptera; Papilionidae.